GUACCUUUCACCCGGAAAAUCCCCUCGAGUGCCGCAUGUGCUCUGCCACUCACUCCACCACGACAAUCCCAUCUAUACCUGCCCACACCGCCCGCAAUAUUCACUGCCCGCCCGUCACCCCGCCCAUUCCGUCCGAAAUACGCCCAACCCCCAGAAUUGGCCUCGUGUGAUCGCAUGGCGAAUGCACGCGACAGCAGCAUCAUCUGCCAAUCCCCACCACCCGCGCGGUAACAACGUCGACGCUCCACGCAUCGCUCCCUGAGCGCACCAACCCGCCAUCAUGGCUUUCAACUUCAACUGGUCGCCGCUGAUAGCCGACACAUCGAGGGCGCGCGACAUGCUCACCACGGCCCUCAACAAGUCGCCCAAGCCGCCCAUCAUCGUCGACGACAUCAUCGUCACCGAGCUGAAUCUCGGCACCACCCCGCCCGAGCUCGAGAUACUAGAGAUUGGAGAUUUGGCUGAGGACCGGUUCAGGGGCAUCUUCAAGAUGUCGUAUGCGGGCGACGCGUUUCUGACGCUCAAAACAAAGGUCCAGGCAAAUCCGCUGAAAACCUAUCUCUCCAACAAGCCAGACUUUGCGUCACCGCAGCCCCUGGCAGCGUCAUCGGGCUUGACUAUACCGUUGCAAAUUACAUUGUCUAAUAUUCGGCUGUCCGGUUUCGUCAUCUUGGUCUUCUCCAAACAAAAGGGCUUGACGCUGGUCUUCAGGAACGACCCUCUGGAUUCGCUCAAGGUCUCGUCGACGUUUGAUUCAAUCCCCUUUGUGCGCGACUACCUGCAAAAGGAGAUUGAGGGCCAACUGCGUGUCUUGUUCAUGGAAGAUUUGCCAGCUAUCAUUCACAGGUUGUCACUACGCAUGCUGUCGCCCGAAUACCAAGAGAUCGAAACAGAAGAGCGGCUAGAAAGCGCCAACGAUACCACCGCAGCCAUCGAUCCCCUCGCAUCGCCGCCACAAGACGCUGUCGAUGCGUUCGGCAACCCACUAGACGAAGCGCAGAUCUCGGCCUUGUCGCUCGACUCUGGCGAGAUACACGCCUCUUUCUCCCAGAAGAACAUCCUCCGCCUAGCCGCACUCUCCGAAUCGCAACGAACCCUAUCUCUCUUUACACCUGGCAUUCGCGAUGCUGUCUUCCGAGCGUGGGCCGGUCACCCAGAUAGGCCCGAGUCUGGUGCUGCGACACCAGCACUCACACAAGGCAGUUUGUCAAGGAUACAGUCGACGUUUGGCAGCCUCAAGUCUGGCGCCUCGUCGGUUGCAUCUGGCAGCACAGGCAACGAGACGCUGAGCUCGCGACCCACCAUGGCAUCGGCGUACUCGACAUCAGCGGGGCUCAGUCUUGGCUCAAGUCGCUCUCGCACUGGUGGCAUGCGGAAACGGAAGAAGCGUGUUGUUGAUCUACGCAAGAAGGACGGCGUCGACUCGGGCGUCUCCACAGGUGCCAACACACCGUUGCCAAGCGCAUAUGCCUCCGAGACAUCGAGCGUCAUACCAGAGGAAAGAGAGGCAGAGGAGGAACUCGCUACCCCACCAACGAGCCCCGCACAACCUGGUAUGCGCUUCGAGAGUAGACGCGGCAGUCUGGACAUCGGUACCCCGAAACGGAUACCCGAAGAACCGCCUGCUUUUGGUCCUCUUCUCGCCCCUGCGCCAGUUCUCUCGGAGACAUCCAAGCCCGCCAAAUCGAAGCAAAAGACCCCACCGCCAGCUCACCUCGAAGACCCAUUCAUCUCCCACACCUCUUCCAGGCGUCCACCGUUGUCGCGCAAUAAGCUACGCCAAGCACAGCAAUCCACCUCGCCGCUCCUCCGCUCCCUGUCGUUUGACAAAGUCUCGUCGCUCUCCGCUCUCUGCUCGCCGCCGCGCACAUCUUCCCCACCGAACGCUGACAUCAUGGCCAGCUCGGGCGGCAUCCUCGAACAAGCAUGGAUGACGAAGAUGGCGCAGGAGAUUGCUCGCAAGGUCCAAGAAGAAAAGGACCGAUCAUCUCGGCGACCGUCACACACCAGGACAAAGACAGCACCCACAGGAGGCUUCUGGCAGAGCGAUGAUGAGAUCGAAGCACCGCCCGCUUACGUUGCGUAAGCAAUGAUGAAGUUAUGAGCCAUGAAGAUUUUCACAACGUAUCGUCUUCGUACAUAUUAGUUCUUGCAUGUUAUUUUUGUCCAUCACUUGUUUCUUUUGUUAAUCAUUCUGCUUGUUAGCAUUGGCGUAUCAGGACUGGGAAAAGCUCGUUGUCGUUGGAUCAACUUGAGUAUAUAACUUAGGGGGGUUAGUGGGGCUCUAAACAUAAUGAGCGGUGCAUAGAAGAGCGAUGGAGACGAAAAGGCAAGCGCGAUAUGGCAUCGUCGCUUUUACAUACCAGACUACUAAUCUCAUUACCUGACGCGACGUAUGCGUCGCUUAGAAGAGUAUAUAUCGAAUCA
Messenger RNA from Alternaria rosae, 2427 nucleotides. Its product is annotated as mitochondrial distribution and morphology protein 34. Bases 281 to 2086 code for a protein of 601 amino acids. Gene Ontology annotation, biological process: phospholipid transport; mitochondrion organization. The record is from RefSeq and is a predicted model, not a curated record. Lineage: Eukaryota; Fungi; Ascomycota; Dothideomycetes; Pleosporales; Pleosporaceae. Gene Ontology annotation, molecular function: lipid binding. Gene Ontology annotation, cellular component: ERMES complex. The transcript has a single exon.